Messenger RNA from Ailuropoda melanoleuca (giant panda), 1880 nucleotides. It is a transcript of the gene LITAFD, whose product is annotated as LITAF domain containing. The record is from RefSeq and is a predicted model, not a curated record. Gene Ontology annotation, cellular component: cytoplasmic side of late endosome membrane; cytoplasmic side of lysosomal membrane; nucleus. Gene Ontology annotation, biological process: regulation of cytokine production. Lineage: Eukaryota; Metazoa; Chordata; Mammalia; Carnivora; Ursidae. Bases 1312 to 1851 code for a protein of 179 amino acids. Gene Ontology annotation, molecular function: zinc ion binding. The transcript has 4 exons.
AACGACUGCGCUACCCAGGCGCCCUGGAAAUUUUUUUUUUAGUUUGUAUUUUUUCAGUUAAUAUUUAUUGAGUUCCUGCAUUAUGGGUGGUAAGGAUCAUCCUGGAAAUUAUAUAUAUCCCUCCCCAUUUCCUUACAUGCACAUGUGUGCACACAUUAUAUAUGUGGUUACACGGUUAUAAUAGUAUUAUGUAAAUUCGGUUUUUUUGCAAUAUAUCCUGGAGAGUACACCGUAAUAAUUUAUGAAAUGUAUCCUCUUUUCUCUCUCGUUCGCUUCUCUUUCCUUCCCUCCCCCCCCCUUCCUUCAUUCUGGGUAGUUUCAGAGCGGCUAUGUAUGGACAUUGGGGUUAUUUCAAGUCUUUUCUGCUGUAUCAAAUAGCCUUGUGCCAACGUCCUUUGAUACUUUUGCUGGUCUGUCUUAAGGAUGGAUUUCUAGGAAUAGUAUUGUGUGCGACUUACAGCAGAUCCCCCUUAUUGGGUCCUAUGGGAAAUCCCAUCUCCCCCCCAGACUUGUGAUAACUUUUGGUCUCUGUCAGUCUGAGGGAUGAGCAGGGCUGUUUGGGACAUUCCCCAAUAUUCUGUGACAGAGUUUACCGGCCGAGCACACAGCCCUCCCAUCGUGCCUUCGUUGGCACAAUUCCUGGCUUUGUCCUUGCUGGCCGUGACCCUACCUAAACCCCCAAACCAGCUCUGGACACAGAGGCUGCCCUCUGCAAUUGGGAGUGUCUCUUCUGGGCUGUUCCGGCCAAUAAUCAUUUUGCAGUCAUCACGCCAGCUUCCUUCACAGUACCUGGGUUGUCUCUCAAGAUCUUGUAACAGUCCUGGAAGGCGGCAUCUAGCAACCCCACCGCACGGGUGGGGGAGCCCGGGGAUGGAGGGCUGGAGAAAAGUUAGCGUCUUACCCAAACUCACGCAGCUAACCAGGCGAGGGAGGUGGUGGGACUUGUGCGGACACACUACGUACGUGUGUACACGAGUGCCCAUGUGUGUGCUGUGUGUGUCCAUAUGCCUCUGUAUGUUUCUCGAUAACAGGUCAUGACAAUCCACACAGCCGGCUCUUCGCACACAUCAAGAGGACUUCCCCAAAGCAGGAUCACUAGCUCUCUUCGGAUUCCUAGUUUUAAGUCUCGGAAUUGGUCCCCCGCCCCCAGACCCCUGCGUUCUGGAAACUGGAUUCGGCUGGGCCCCCAGGGAGGGCAGUAGGUAAUGGGAGAAGGGCUGCCUCCGAAGGCUGCUCACGCCGGGCAGGAGGCCCCACCCUCCUGCAGAGAGAGGAGACCCAGCCCAGCCACUGUUGAGGACGCACAUCACAAUGGCUGUUCCACCUGAGCCAGGCCUGGGAAGAGGCGCCAGGGAGGCCCACACUCUGGCCCAAGGGCAGCCAGGCAGCAUCAUGGGGACUCCUCGAGACAAGCGCUCUGCUGCUCAGAGUCUAGAACCUGACGCUGCCCGGAUACCGUUGCUGGAACAAAGGAUGCCCAGGCCACCAAGAUGGAACCCUCCCCAAGAGCCGCCGCCGCCUCCUCCUGCUCCUCCUCCCGGUCCUGCACCUCCAGGAACUCAGGUUCUCCCCCCGAUGUACAUCCGAGGCCCCCAGGGGGUUCGGUCGGUGUUCACCAGGAUGGGGUAUGCCACCCCCAUACGGUCCAUAUGUCAGUACUGUGGGAACUACGUCAUCACGGUGACCACCCCGGUCCCAGGGGUCCUCACCUGGCUGCUGUGUACAGGCCUCUUUGUGUUCGGGUGCUUCCUGGGCUGCUGCUUCCUCCCCUUCUGUGUGGACAGUUUGAUGGACGUGAAGCACACGUGCCCCGUGUGCCAGCAAGAGCUCUUCCGCUACCAUCGCCUGUGAAGGUCCACGAAAUAAAGGUCCAUUAAGUG